Nyctereutes procyonoides (raccoon dog) is the source of this 5083-nucleotide messenger RNA. It is a transcript of the gene SCN3B, whose product is annotated as sodium voltage-gated channel beta subunit 3. The coding region runs from base 153 to 800 and encodes 215 amino acids. Gene Ontology annotation, molecular function: sodium channel regulator activity. Gene Ontology annotation, biological process: regulation of heart rate by cardiac conduction; sodium ion transport; ventricular cardiac muscle cell action potential. The record is from RefSeq and is a predicted model, not a curated record. Gene Ontology annotation, cellular component: voltage-gated sodium channel complex. Lineage: Eukaryota; Metazoa; Chordata; Mammalia; Carnivora; Canidae. The transcript has 6 exons.
CGGGGUGGCCGGGCGGCCUCGGGGGAGCGGGGCGCGCCAGCUCGGGGAAGCCGGGGCACGCGGAUGAAGCCGAAGCUGCGGGGUCUCGGCGGAUCCUGGUCGGCGCGGCGCUGUUCCCAGGGGAGCCCCGGAAGCCACCCGCCAGAAAAAAGAUGCCUGCCUUCAACAGAUUGUUUCCCCUGGCUUCCCUCGUGCUCAUCUUCUGGGUCAGCGUCUGCUUCCCUGUGUGUGUGGAAGUGCCCUCGGAGACGGAGGCCGUUCAGGGCAACCCCAUGAAGCUGCGCUGCAUCUCCUGCAUGAAGAGGGAGGAGGUGGAGGCCACCACCGUGGUGGAAUGGUUCUACAGGCCCGAGGGCGGUAAAGAUUUCCUUAUCUAUGAGUAUCGAAACGGCCAGCAGGAGGUGGAGAGCCCCUUCCAGGGACGCCUGCAGUGGAAUGGGAGCAAGGACUUGCAGGAUGUCUCCAUCACUGUGCUCAACGUCACCCUGAAUGACUCUGGCCUCUACACCUGCAACGUGUCCCGGGAGUUUGCUUUUGAAGCACAUCGCCCCUUUGUGAAGACCACACGGCUGAUUCCCCUCCGAGUCACCGAGGAGGCUGGAGAGGACUUCACCUCUGUGGUCUCAGAGAUCAUGAUGUACAUCCUGCUGGUCUUCCUCACCUUGUGGCUGCUCAUUGAGAUGAUAUAUUGCUACAGGAAGGUCUCAAAGGCCGAAGAGGCGGCCCAAGAAAAUGCGUCUGACUAUCUUGCCAUCCCGUCAGAGAACAAAGAGAGCUCCGCGGUCCCCGUGGAGGAGUAAGAAGGGCGGGCCUGAGGUGAUGUACCAGGAAGGGCAGGGAAGUGGCAUCAGGAUGGCUGCUUGUCAAAGUGGCUCUGUCCACCCACAUCCAAGUGACUUUCAAUCUGACCCCUUAGACUUCUACCCUACCCAGAGUCCCCACCCUCAGGGUAUUUCUUUUCUUCAGUGAUGCCCAGGUCAGGCCCUUCAGCUCUACGUCAAGCCCUUCAGAAGGUGAAUUGCUUUGGCCUGAGGGUUGGAGCAACUUGGACUUCUUACCACAGCGACAAAAAGUCAUCCCCCCACUCCCUCCUUGUAAGGACUGUGGAUUUGGUGAGAGUCUUUGGCUGGGCUGGACGGGGCCAGGCCGGAAAUUCUGAGUGAGUUGUUUUAUCAUUGGUAGGUGGUCUGGACACUGAAGGACUGGAUAUCCCAGGUUCAGUGCUGUCAACAGCACCAGGAGGGUGCCCCACGGGCCACAUCGCUUCCCUUCUUGCCUCCCUCCUUCUAUUCACUCAUCAUGCAUCCGCUCACCUCUGAGCUUUCACCUCUGACUUCCUGACUCCAUCAGACCUCUACACACCAGAAGACUUUGCCAGAACUGAGGAGCUUACAUUUCUACACCGACUCAAGCUCGCCCUGUCCCAGCUUUCAAGCAAGGAGCUCCCAUGCCAACUGGCCUUCUUCCCUGCGAUCUGAAUGACUUUGUACAAAUGUUGGAGAUGGCACAUCCCUUUGUCCCUGACUGGCUGGAACUGGCUCAUUCUUCACUGCUGCAAGUGAAUGGAUGUCUUAAUGGAAGGAAGCAGGAAUGAAUAAUUCGGGUUAAAAUAAGAGUGUUGUGGUGUGGGAUUCCUUGAAGUCAGUUUUUUCACAUUCCUGGCCCACUUACUAGAGCAUCAGAGCAAAGCAUGCCUUUCUAGAUUCUUCGGUGAUAGAAAGUUUACUAAGCAUGGACCACAAUGUUCUCGGAACUUGGUAUUCUAGGGCUAGAUCCCAAUAGGUCUCUCGAAGGCCUAUGUUGGGCUCAGUCCUUCAAGAAGCCAAAGACAGAAGUGGCUCUUAAAAGUCAUACAACGUGUUCCUAACCCUCUUAGGGUAAUGUGCAUUGGAACAGAAAUUCCUACAUUCUUCCUCUCAGAAUUCCUGUAGAUCAGUAUUAUUCCUCAUUUUAUAGGAGACAACUGGGCCUCAGACUGAGCUCAACUAAAGAGACUUCAGAGGAUAAACUGAAGCAUAGUAAGCCUGAGGUUGCUGCCCAGUUGAGACUUUCGGAGAUGGGAUCCUUUCGUUUUUAAAAAGAUCUUGAAACUGGGCUUGGCCACGGCCAUGCCUCUCUCACAAGCACAGGGGUGGAGUGCCCGGCUGAGGUUAACUGAUGGAUCCAGGUAACCGGAAGCUGGCCGAAAGGCACAGAGCAGGACAUGGGGUACACUGGAAGAAUUUCCUUAGGGAAAAGAUUUGUGAACAUGAAAAAUCCUCCAGCAGGAGGUUGCAUCUGGGAAUAUUUAAACUAAGAAAUGUGCUUUUUAGUCUCAGAUGGAUGAUGUGUGAAUGAGUGAAGUGACAAGAAGGACAGAUUCGGUGGCUUCCAAACAUUUCACCCGUGAAUCCAUGAUGUCUAGUUGUUGGGGGUAUUUUUUUUUUUUUGUGGAUUUGGGGAGAGCAGAGGCACGCUGAAAAAAUUUUACCAUCUCGUGUCAUUUUAAUUGAGUGACUGGUCCAAGGGUGAUGUCCUUGAGCACCUAGGGAGGAGGAAGGGGGAGCCUGCUUUAUGGGAUAUGAGAGCUUGUAAGUGGUGGGGCUCAGCGAGUGAGAGGUCCCUCAGACCUGGGGGGACUUAUGGGGAAAGAUCACACUCCGCUGGCGCUGGGCCUCACCCGACACUUUUUUUUUUUUCCCAACUCUUCCAUCCUUAGGGGGAGUAAUUGAAACAAGUCCUUGUUCACAUCUACAAAGUCCAAUUUUAUUGAAGAAAAUACUUGCAGUAAACUCAAGGCCUUUCUCAGCGGUGAUUUUCCACACACUUCCUCUGACAUAGGGGACAGAAUAUGGAUCAUUUUUCAUGCUUUGCAGUUAGGAAGAUGGGCGCAGAUUGGUGUGAGGUCUCCCAGCCCCAUGGCUGCGGGUGGCCGAGCUUAUGGCAGCAGCUACUUACUACCAGCCUACCGUCCUCUUGCUUCUAGUAGAUGAUACAUCUCACUCCGAAUCAAGCCGUAUGCAUGAUGGCAGCCUUUUUUUCUUUUUAAAAAGCCCAACCCAGGUAUUUCCUAAGUGGUUUUUAAUGAGCUCAAUGGCACCUAUCAUCCUCCCCCCCGCCCCCGCCCUGGCCAUUUAUCUUUUACAAGGUAUCUUCCCUCUUCUUUUCUUUUUCUUAACUUCUCCACCCUUCCCAUCCUCAACUGUCAUUAGAGCGAUUUGGCUUACACAGUGCUUUCGUCUCUGCUACCUUAGUUCUCCUCAGCAGGCCCUGUGACGUGGGUAUUAACUGAUACCCAAGUAACAGAUGAGCACACUGAGGCUGCCUGAGGCCGAGCAGCUUUACAUCCUACCUUCCUACAGCUGGUUAAGUGGAGAGCUGUCUCACCUUCGCCUGUCUUGCAUGUCCCGAGGUGUUGGACGUCUCUCACCCCAACCCCACUCGGCGGCUCCUCUGCCACUUUGCUUCUAGCAGCUGCUUGCAAGUGUGCUUUGAGGGUCUGUCUAGUUUUGGUUUUCUCCUUCUGGUUGGUUUGCACAUCGCUCUUUCUCCUGAAUUGCAACUCAACUCCUUCCUGGGAGACUUGAUCAGGACUACAAAACUAAGGGUACUGUGAUCCCCAACCUGCUCCAGAUCCUCCCCACUCUCCAUUUCUCCCCAUAUUCCUCAAGGACCCAGACCAAAUGUGCAUUGCUCUAGAAAAUUCAUCUGGCAUGUUGUUCUUAUUAAAGGGCUUAGAAAUGUUCUCAAGGGCUACUAUUAAUUUAGGAACCCCAUCUGUUGUCUUGGUGCUGGAUAUUUCCCAUGACUGAUCCCUAAAUAACACUAAAGGCCAAGCAAGGCUGGGUCUGAAUUUUCUUUUCCUACUGCUUAACAGCCAAGAACUUGAUUGCUCAACUCAAUUGGCGCUGUAGACACCCUGCCCUCCUGACCUUUACUGCCAGCUGAAGUCUUAGAGCACAAGCCCGACUCCUGCAUGCUAAUACCAUUGACAGAGCCUGUCCCUACCCCAACCUUUAUUUUCUAUCUGUUUAAAGUCUUGAUCCUUUACUUUCUCUGUCCCCCAACACCCCCACACCCAGAUUUCUGAUUCUCUGAGUUUCUGCUUUCUCUGUCUAUGCCCAACUAGACAGGUUAGUAGGAAAGGACUUUUUCAAAGCAGGAAUAUGCUGAAGACACAUGUACAGCAGUGAAUGGUUGAGAUAGUAGCCUCCUCCUCUCCCCACAAAACUACUAGAUCAAAAAAGGAAAGCACACCCAACUCAGAAUCUGUGAACCUACCUGACAUCAGAGGGGAGAGGCUGUAUAAUUGGCAUCUUUGCAGGAAGACUCAAGAGCCAGACACAUUUCGGAGCAGAUCUUGGUUCCCUUUCCCCCAGUUAACACAGAAGUGGAAAAAUACACCAAAAAAAGCUUUCCUCUUCCCUCCUUUUGUAAAUGAAAUUCCCCAACCCAGUGAAUUCACCUAGUCUCCGUGAGUGUAUCUGAGUAGUACUGGUGUGUUCAUCCUCCGAUGUUCAUCCAUUCUGCAUUUCAACAUGCACUCUGUCUCGAGUACCAAUCUGGAGCCUCAGUGUACCCCAUGGCCUUAGGUCUGCGAAAUACCACCAUCCAAGGUCUUCCUAAUCUCUGAAACUCCACUGUGGUAGGUAACUGGUGUUGAACUAUCUUGAGUUUGUAGUAGGACCCAGUAGAUAAGCACAUGAAGCAAGUCUGAGUUGUGGUAGGUCAGACUUAAGCCCUACUAUAGACCAGCUAAGCCCCAAAUCUGGUAAUAACCCCCUUUUCCCCUGAAUCACCAUCUGGCAAGAGCUGCAUCUGAUGGCAGUGUGUGUGAUGGGGGGUGGCGGUGGGGCUGCGGAAGCACGAGUGCUUGCAGAUUUGAGAAACACCAUCAAACACAAUUAGCAAACUCUUGCACCUGAUGGAUCUCUUUGCCCCAUUGUCACCUUCAUACUGCUUGUUCUCGGUUUCCCCCAGCCAACCUUUUCCUGAACUCUAGAAAUGUUGUUCCCGAUCACCCAAGCUCUCCACAACCUAAUGCCAGUAUGUAGUGUUUUCCAGGAAAUACCCUGUUUGUGUCAAUAAAGUGUCUCUAAAUGCA